Equus caballus (horse) is the source of this 1393-nucleotide messenger RNA. RefSeq names its product chromosome 2 C1orf210 homolog (gene C2H1orf210). The record is from RefSeq and is a predicted model, not a curated record. Lineage: Eukaryota; Metazoa; Chordata; Mammalia; Perissodactyla; Equidae.
ACCGGAAACUCACUUAUAAGGGCUGCCAGCGUGAGCAGCUGCCUGGGGGUGUCUGCCCCUUCUAGGGCCCACUGGACCCCUGUCUGGGUCCCAGCUGCGCCCCUCUCUCCAGCACCAGGGGUGGCGGUGAGACUUGCGCCAUAAGGUUCUUGGCAGAAGCUUGGGAAGAUGUAGAAUUAGUCGUCGCUGUUGGAGGCGCUGCCUGCUGCCCGGCCCUCCGCCCUCACCUGCCGCCCCAGCCCCGCCUGCUGCGUCCCCAGGUGUUUUCCCAGCCUGGAUACUCCACCCAGACUGAGGUGUUCCACCUGCAGAUAGUCUCCAGCCUCAGCCAGCAGGUUUCUGGGCCCUGGGGCUGCCUGGCAUCUGGGGGUCUCCUUGGAGCUGGGCUCUUCUGGCAGAGGCUGGAGCUCACCGGUGUCUUCCAGCCCCUCCAUGAGUGAGGCAAACCAGACCCUUGUGGGGCCCUCGCAGCUCCCCACGGCAUCAGCUGUGUCCCCGGCACCAGGCACUGGGACCCGGGCAUGGCCUGUGCUGGUUGGGGUUGUGCUGGGAGCUGUGGUCCUCUCUCUCCUCAUCGCACUUGCUGCCAAAUGCCACCUCUGCCGCAAAUACCGUGCCAGCUACCAGCACCACCAGCUGCCCAGGCCAGGGAAGGGGGUCCACCCAGAGGUGGGUGAAGACGAAGAUGACGAUGGCUUCAUUGAGGACAAUUACAUUCAGCCUGGGGCUGGUGGGCUGGGGACGGAGGGUAGCAGGGACCACUUCUCCCUCUGAGCCCUGAUCUCUGAAUACCCCACCCCAUGCCUGACAGCUUAAGGAUAGUGGUUACUACAUGGGAGCCAUAAGCCUCAGGGACAGAGGUGGCUAUGACAUAAGGGCUGACCAGGGGUAGAGCAAUCCUUCCUUCCCUGACCCUAGCCACUAAAGUGACAAUGACCUUCUCUUGCUCAAUAACCCUCGAUGGCUCCCUGCUGUUCUCAGGAGAAAGCCUACUAAGGGCCUGACUAUGGAAUCAACUUCAUGGUUUCUUUUCUUGCCAUUCCCUUCUUAACUCUCUACUUAACUAGUUGUUUGUUAUUCCUCCUCUCCUCCCAAGUUCCUCCUCUGUGCGCCUUUGCUCCCACCCUCUCCCUGGCAUAGGUACGUCACCCUUUCAUUCUUCCAAAUCCUCUUUGACUGUGAUGAAAAUCCCUGGCCGAUAGACCCCCACCUGCCAGCAUUUCAAAUGUGCCCAGAUGAUAACACUUUAGCGGGUGAAAACCAGUGUGCCAAGUUUCUUUUUGACAUGUUUUCCUAUCAAUAAAGUGGGUAAUCGAAAUGGUUAUAAUAUAUUACAUUUUUCACAGGUAUUAAUAAAUCUGUUUUCAUUUUAAAUAAAAAUUGAAAGAAGUCA